CCGAAAAAAACCCCAACUCCUCAGAUGUCUGUCAGAAUGUGAGACAGAAACUUGUGGAUGAAAUGAAAGCUGAAAGCAUCAAGCGAUUCCUUCGGAACUGAGCAGAAUUUUCUUCUUGCCAAACAAAUUCAAGGCCAGUGGAAGGAAUUUGGAUUGGAUUCAGCAGAACUUGUUCAUUAUGAUGUGCUGCUUUCCUACCCAAGUGAAACACAGCCAAACUACAUCUCAGUAAUUGAUGAUCAAGGGAAUGAGGUGAUAUUUUUAAUGAUGAAGCUACGUUUAUGUAAGAUCUCUUUUAAGAAAUAAUGUCUUCCUCUGUCUUCACACUCCCUCAUCCCAGCACUGGGCUUGAUAUUCUGAUAAAAAAAUCCAGUGGAAAGAGAACUCAAAUGUAAAAAUAGUUUUCCAGUCUGUGCAGCAAAACAGAAUAGUGUGGCUUAAAUCUCAGUGCCUGAUACAGAAGAGAAAGGAUGUGAGGUUAGGCAGGGACUCAACACAUGUAUGCCAUAACAUGUAAGAAUGACCAUUACUGGUCCAUAUUAGAGGUACGUCUAGACAAUAUCCUCUUUCUGCAAACAGCUUUAAGUAGAUACUCAGGCAAAUUUAGGAAAAAGAAAUGUGUCCAAUGUGCAUAAUUCUUCCAGUGUCUUCAGCUCAAAUGUGAUUGUAUCACAUUCGGAGAACAUAUUAGACUUCUUUUCCAAGUAUUUAAUUGGUCAGUACCCUUAUUAGCUCUCUGUUCCAAGUGCCUAUCCUGAGUCUGCUUGAAUGUCUGUACAAUUGUUUCUACACAUUGCUGAGGUAUGCCAUGCAGUGCUGCUCACUGUAUGGAGUACUGCUUCUUUUCAAUUGCCCUGAAUAUGAUCUUACUGCCUUCCUGGGGUAUUGGAAAUAAUAACAAAUGACUCGUAUGUAGUCACCUUCAUUUUUUACACCCAGGAGAAUUAAUAGGUAGCAGUGAAGAGGGAAGAUGGAGCUGCUACGGAAGCAUCAUAGCACACUGGCAAGAAUGGAGGCCACUGGUAGGAACUGAGGAAUAUGUGCUCAGGAAGGAAUGAACUUAGAGAUUUUCAAUACUUCAUCAUUUGAACCACCUCCUCAGGGAUAUGAAAAUGUUACUGAUAUAUUGCCACCAUAUAAUGCUUUUUCAGCGCAAGGAACACCAGAGGCAGAUCUGGUAUAUGUGAAUUAUGGCCGCACUGAAGAUUUUUUUAAGCUGGAGCGUGAAAUGGGAAUUAACUGUACAGGAAAGAUUGUUAUAGCCAGAUAUGGGAAGAUCUUCAGAGGAAACAAAGUUAAAAAUGCCAUUUUAGCAGGAGCCAUAGGGAUCAUACUUUAUUCAGACCCUGCUGACUAUUGUGCCCCAGGAGUAGAUCCUUACCCAGAUGGCUGGAACCUUCCAGGCAGAGGAGUCCAGCGUGGGAAUGUGCUGAACCUGAAUGGUGCAGGAGAUCCUCUAACACCUGGUUAUCCUGCAAAAGAGUACACUUUCCGAUACAAAGUGAAUGAAGGUGUAGGGAUUCCAAAAAUCCCAGUUCAUCCCAUUGGAUAUCAUGAUGCAGAAGUGUUAUUACAUGCAAUGGGAGGACCUGCAGCUCCAGACAGCACCUGGAAGGGAGCUCUGAAUGUGUCAUAUAACGUAGGGCCAGGAUUUGUAGACAACUUUUCAACAAGAAAAGUCAGAAUGCACGUUCAUACAAGCAAUAAAGUUGCUAGAAUUUACAACGUCAUUGGUAUCAUCAGAGGAGCUGUGGAACCAGAUAGAUACAUUAUUUUAGGAGGUCAUAGAGACUCCUGGGUAUUUGGUGGCAUUGAUCCAAGUACGGGUGCAGCUGUUCUUCAAGAGGUCGUUCGAAGUUUUGGUAAAAUGAAGAUGGAAGGUUGGAGACCUAAGCGAACUAUCAUUUUUGCUAGCUGGGAUGCAGAGGAGUUUGGAUUGCUGGGUUCCACAGAAUGGGCUGAGGAAAAUGCCAGAGUCCUCCAGGAACGAGCAGUGGCGUACAUCAACACAGAUUCUUCUAUAGAAGGCAACUACACAUUAAGAGUUGACUGCACCCCUCUUCUCUACAAACUGAUAUAUAAUCUAACAAAAGAGAUUUCAAGCCCUGAUGAAGGCUAUGAAAAUAAAUCUCUUUAUGAGAGUUGGCUUGAGAAAGACCCUGCACCUGAAAAUAACAGUUAUCCCAGAAUAAACAAACUGGGAUCAGGCAGUGAUUUUGAAGCUUACUUCCAGCGACUGGGAAUUGCAUCUGGCAGAGUCCGCUACACCAAGAACAGGAAAACAGACAAAUUCAGCAAUUACCCUGUUUAUCACACUGUGUACGAGACCUUUGAGUUAGUGGAAAAAUUUUAUGACCCCACCUUCACGAAACAGCUAGCAAUUGCCAAGCUGCGAGGCAAACUGGUUUAUGAGCUUGCAGAUUCCCAGGUUAUUCCAUUCGACUGUAGAGACUAUGGAGAGUCCUUAAAAGGAUACAGCGACAGAAUUUAUAAAUUGGCUAAGAAACAUGAAGAACAGUUGGAAACAUACAGAGUAUCAUUUGAUCCUCUUUUUUCUGCCGUGGGGAACUUCUCGGAGGCUGCUGCUGAAUUUCACAGGAGGCUUGAGCAAGUGGACAGGAAGGACCCAGUUGCAGUGCGAAUCAUGAACGAUCAGCUGAUGUUUAUAGAAAGAGCUUUCAUUGAUCCUCUUGGCUUACCAGGAAGAAAGUUUUACAGACAUGUCAUCUUCGCUCCAAGCAGCCACAACAAGUACGCUGGAGAGUCCUUCCCAGGUAUCUAUGAUGCCAUGUUUGAUAUUGAAAGCAAAACCGAUCAUCAAGGAGCCUGGGAAGAAGUUAAGAGGCAGAUUUCCAUUGCAGCCUUCACUGUGCAGGCAGCUGCAGAGACACUGAAAGAAGUAGCAUAGGAUGAUGGCCUGGGAAAAUGCGCUGUAGGCAGGCUACUGCAGUGACCCAGCCUCAACUAACUGCUGCUGUGCCUGAGCUCCCAACCUUCAAAAGCAUUUUCUUGGAGGUUUACACAAAGACUCAGGAACAGUGAGGUUCCACCACUCGGGCAGUGACUGUGCACUUCCAUCCUGUAGUUGCAUUUUGGAAAACAGAGAUUAUGGGAUAACUGAGAACUGACAUCCUUGCUCCUGUUGAUGCUCUCGCCAAACUCAAACCAGUGGCAGCUUUUGCCUUUUCUUUUUUCUUUUUUUUUUCUCCUGGAAGAGCUCUUUCACAAAGUGAUGUCCCUUCCAGUUGAAGGGGGUGGAUGACAGCACUGACACUAUUGGUGUAGGGCUGGAGUGUAUGGAGUAAUGCUGUCAUCUGAUAAGAGAGAAUUUCCCAUCAGGAGCUGCAUGUAGAAUAAUAGAAUCCUUAGAGUUGCAAGGAAUCUUUAAUGGUCAUUUAGUUCAACUCCCCUGCAAUAAACAGGGCCAUCUACAGCUAGAUCAAGUGCUCAGGGCCUAGUCCAGCCUCACCUUGCAAGUCUCCAGGACAGGACAUCCACCACAACUCUGGGCAACCUGUUCCAGUGCUUCACCACCUUCACUGUAAAAUACUUUUUCCUUAUAUCCCACUCAAAUCUACC
Molecule: messenger RNA, 3579 nt
Organism: Meleagris gallopavo (turkey)
Lineage: Eukaryota; Metazoa; Chordata; Aves; Galliformes; Phasianidae
Product: N-acetylated-alpha-linked acidic dipeptidase 2
Molecular function (GO): carboxypeptidase activity
Source: RefSeq, a predicted model, not a curated record